Molecule: messenger RNA, 2901 nt
Organism: Aspergillus niger
Lineage: Eukaryota; Fungi; Ascomycota; Eurotiomycetes; Eurotiales; Aspergillaceae
Exons: 5
Coding region: 1-2901 (966 amino acids)
Biological process (GO): arachidonate metabolic process
Cellular component (GO): membrane
Source: RefSeq, a predicted model, not a curated record
AUGCGGCUCGCGCCCCAGACAGCCUGGCUGGCUCUCGUGGCGGAGGAGGCUGGUGCCUCCCUGCUGUAUGAUGCGACCCGGCCGAGGCAGCUGACGGCGGCAAGCACCCCUCGGCGCCCCUCACAGGCGGCCUUGGUUUGCUUCCUGGGCCGGAGCCGGAAAGACCGAGCGUUACGCUACCUGUUCCCGGACAACCCAUCACGCAAAGUCGGAGGGUUUAACCUGCGGGUCGAUCACCGCACGUGGCCCACAGAACGACCGAUUCUGUUCGCUGAUGGGGAUCCGCUCCGGGACUGCCAGUUGCCCGACACCGAGCUGCUGGCCCGCGACGAGCCGAUCCCCAUUACCUGGAGCUCCGACCCGGCUCUGCCGCUGCAGGACGUCAUUGUCGCAAGAUGCUUGCUUCCCUUCGCUCACGUCACAUGCAUCUUUGCUGCAGACCUCGGGGGACUUCCCAGUGUUCGCCGCCUCUUGAAUCGAUGGGCGGUAGCGGGCCGUGAUGCCACGCGGCCGUCGCUGCAGACGCGUAUCAUUGUCCUGGUUGACGCGGACGAGGUGUCCGAGUCGGAUGGGCAGGCCUUGUUCCAGCAACUGGACGGAUCAGAGCUGUACGCGAGCGUGCAUCUGCUCCCGGUGUCACGGGGCGACGUGCUCUCCGACGAGGCGAGGUAUCGCCCAGUAAAGGAAGAGAUUCUCAAAGCCCUGGACUGGGCGACCCGAGAGCGAGUGACGACGCAGACAUCUUUCUUGGCGUGUCAUCUGGCCCGCUUUCUGGAGGGUGCUAUCCGCCACACGGCUCAGGACCACCAGAAGCCGUUUGAUCUGAUCGCAGCGGGCCGCCCCCAGCCCCGACCAGCCGAGUGGGCUGCCUGCAUCGGGGACUUUCUCGAGCGGACGCAGGCCAUUGGCUCCGAGACGCAGGACCAGCUCCUUGCCUCGAGUCUCCUGCUGGACGCCUACCCGCCGGAUACACACGGAUUCCACCCGCGCGAUCUGUUCCGCCAACGCUACCGACAGCCCUGCCUGGACGCGCUGCGGGGGGUUGCAUGUUCCGCUGCAGCCACGGCUCGCGCCGACUCGAUCGAGUCACGGCUGGUUGACGCCCAUGCAUGCCUGCUGGACCAGGACGUGAUUCCGUUAGCGCUCCAUGUGCAGCACCUGACCGAAUGGCGGGCGAUUUUCGAACGUCUCCACAGCAACCGUACGUGUUUGGGUUGCCUUCUGUGCCGCCCGCAACAUCCGCUGCCCUGCGGCCAUGCCCUGUGUGACCGCUGCAUCGAGCGUUACGGUCGACCCGCCCCGCGGAGAGAGUCGGCCUUUGUCGUCGAGACCUGCCCACUGUGUCAAGCUCCAUGCGUCACAUCGGUGGUUCUCUUGCCUCCCACCGCGGCUGUGCGUGCCCUCGCCGUGGAUGGGGGCGGCGUUCGUGGCGUCAUCCCCAUCCGAAUCUUGCUGGGCCUGCAACUCAUCCUGGGGCCCAAAUGCUCCCUUCCGGGGCUGAUUGAUGUCGCAUUUGGCACCAGUGCCGGCGGGCUGAUCAUACUCGACAUCUUUGCCAAGCACAGAUCCGUGACAGACUGUCUGGAGGCUUUUCAGCGCCUGCUAUUCCACUUCUUCCAGGGUCCACCAUGCAGUCGUCUGUUCUCAUGGCCACGCCGCAUGAUACGCAGUGCCCUGGGCCGAGGGCUAUACGACGCGAACGAGCUCGAAUCGCUUCUCCGCGCCCACUAUAGCGAUACACAGCGGCUUUUCAGCCCAGAGAGUAGGUCAGAGACCAAGGUCGCGGUCACCACCACCACUGAAGACGGUACGGCACUAGUGACUAAUUAUAAAGCCGCGACACUGCGGCCCCGCAAUGUUGGCUACCGUAGUGUGCUUGCGAAGACGCCGGAGGAAGAGCCGUUGCUCUGGCAGAGGCUUUUUCGCCCGCUGGUGCUGCCCGCGCUGGGCGCCUGUUGGGACGGGGGCCUGCGGCACAACAACCCAGUAGCGCUUUGUCGCCAGGAACUGCAAUACAUGUGGUCCUGGCAACCCCCACUUGGUAUUCUCAUUUCCAUCGGCACGGGUACGCGAGGAUCCCGCGCGAACAGUCCCGGUCCCGAACGGUCGUGCGCACCUGCCCCCCGUAGCCAUUUCGUCUGGCCGGUGCUGCGUAGCUUCCUCGAGACCAUGGACGGCAAGACAUUGUGGGAUCGCUUCCGCAACCAGGCGGCCGCGGCUGACCAGGACGCCUUGUCUCGACUGGACAUCUGCCUUGCGGGACCGGAGCCCCGCCUUGAUGCAGCCCAUGCCAUGGACGAUCUCAUCCGGCAAACCGUCGAACAGGGGGUGGGGAGACAGGGGCGCCAGUGCCUGCUGAGGCUCCUCGCGCAGAGUCUAUUCUUCGAACUGGUCUCCGUUCCGGAGCGCGAGACGGGCACUCCGUCGUACUGGUGCGUCGGAACCAUUCGGUGCCGGGUCUCCGGCGAGGUCUUUCUGAGCGCUAUCCAACGAGUCGAUGCAUGCCAGAUGGACUACGUCGUUGGCGGCAAGCCUCUGGGCAUCAGCGUCACGGAUGGGGCCACCUGCGCAAGGUGCGGGCGGUAUUGCGUCCCUGUCCGGUUCCGCGUCCGCCGUCUGAGCGACACCGUUUCCCUAUCACUCCGGCUGGACGACGGGCGACAGGUCCCCGUGGGCGGGUUCCCUAACCCGAUGGAUUGGUUUCUGCAUCGGCAGGGAUUGUCGCUUGCAGACGGCGUGACUGAACCUGGAGCCGCGUCCCGGGACGAGUGCGUGGCGUGUGAGCGCCGACUUGCGCUGCGGCGGGGUCUGCGGGUAACCCGACUGAAGGCCAGGCGGAUGGUCCAGAUUGCACACGCAAUAGCUUGUGCAGCAGAAGAGGCCCAGGUUACUUACGAAUAA